Messenger RNA from Sorex araneus (European shrew), 869 nucleotides. RefSeq names its product mitochondrial ribosomal protein S18A (gene MRPS18A). The coding region runs from base 228 to 710 and encodes 160 amino acids. Gene Ontology annotation, biological process: mitochondrial translation. Gene Ontology annotation, molecular function: small ribosomal subunit rRNA binding; structural constituent of ribosome. Lineage: Eukaryota; Metazoa; Chordata; Mammalia; Eulipotyphla; Soricidae. The record is from RefSeq and is a predicted model, not a curated record. The transcript is spliced from 7 exons. Gene Ontology annotation, cellular component: mitochondrial small ribosomal subunit; ribosome.
GCGCUCACUAGGUUGAUGUCUGGCUGUGGACGGUGGCUCCGGGGGCUGGUGGUCGACCCGGCCGCGAGCAGCUGGGCCCGGCCGCCGGCCCGCGGGUUCCGGGAAGUGGUGGAGUGCCAAGAGGGGAAGACAACUAUCGUAUUUGGGUUAUAUCCGGCAAUGCACAGGGGUUACUCCUGGCUCUGCACUCAGGAAUUACUCCUGAGGUGCUUGGAGGACCAUAUGUGAUGCCGGGGAUCAAACCCAGGUCCGUCACAUGCAAGAUCGAAGGCCGGAUCACGGAGACUCCCCGGGAAACCCCCAACCCUCCUAACCCUUCUGGCCAGUGCCCCAUCUGCCGGUGGAACCUGAAACACAAAUACACCUACGAGGAUGUUCUGCUGCUGAGUCAGUUCAUCCGGCCCCACGGAGGGAUGUUGCCCCGGGGCAUCACGGGCCUGUGCCGCGAGGAGCACCGCAAGAUCGAGGAGUGUGUGAAGAUGGCCCACCGUGCGGGUUUGCUGCCGAACCACAGGCCUCGACUCCCUGAAGGCUUCGUCCCGAAGAGCAAACCAAAACUCAACCGGUACCUGACCCGUUGGUCCACCCGGUCCGUCAAGCCCAUCUACAAUAAAGGCCACCGCUGGAACAAGGUGCGCAUGGCUGUGGGGUCUCCCCUCCUCAGAGACAAUGUCUGCUACGCUCCGAGACCCCUGGCGUUCUAUCAGUGAUCGGCGCAGAGCCCUGCACCCUGCCCCUCCAACACGGACAGCAUGAGGGACCCCGCGGCCAUCUCCAGUGGCUCGCUGCUGUACUCUUGUAACGGCCUCAGACAGCACUCGGUGCGGAGGACAGUCUUGCCCCAGGCGCUUAUAAACUAGCCUUCCGAA